AUGGAGAUGUGGGGUGUCCUGACCUUGGCCUUCCUGCUGGCCAUUCCCAGUUGCCAUGGCUACUCCUACCGCCUUGCCAAAUGCUUCCAGGACCCUGAGUAUGAAGAUAUUCUGAAGACUGCCCAGGAGGGGCUUGGGAACUCUGCCUCCAAGAGGCAUGUCCUGGUGGUGGGAGCUGGGAUGUCUGGAUUGACAGCGGCCAAGACGCUUCAGGAUGCUGGGCACAAGGUGACAGUCCUGGAAGCCAAGCACAAAAUUGGGGGAAGAGUGGCAACAUUCCGGAGCCCAGAGAAGAACUGGUACAUUGAACUGGGUCCUAUGAGGUUGCCAGCCCACCACAGGCUGGUCCGAUUCUACGUGGAGAAGCUUGGUCUGAAAUUAAACACCUUUAUUCAGGCUAGUAACAACACCUGGUAUUACAUCAAUGGCCGCCGACAUAGGACCUCAGAUGUGCUGAACAAUCCCGACAUCCUGGGCUACCCUGUGAGACCCGAGGAGUCAGGCAAGAUGCCCAGUGUACUCUUCCAAGAAGCAAUAGCUAAGGUGGCGGAAAAGCUGAGGCUUACCAACUGUAGCCAUGUGAUGUCUACCUAUGACUCCUUCUCCACCAAGGCCUACCUGCUAAAGGAGGGGAAGCUGAGCCAGGGAGCUGUCCAGAUGAUUGGGGAUAUCAUGAAUGAAGAUGCAGGCUACUACAAAUCUCUCUUGGAGUCCCUGAGGAGUGACAUCAUCUUCUCUAAUCCAAAUGGCUUUGAUGAAAUCACUGGGGGCUUUGAUCAGCUCCCCGAUGCUCUAUAUCAUACCUUGAAGCCUGACACAGUCUUAUUGGGGGCCACAGUGAAGAAGGUAGAGAGGGUUGGGCGUCGGGUCAAGAUUACCUACCAGAGUGGAAGACCCUACUCAGGCCAGUCCAUCAUUACAGGUGACUUUGCCAUAAUCUCAUCAUCAGCCAAGGCCACACGCCUCAUAAAGUUUGAGCCACCGCUCUCCCAGGCUAAGCAAGAUGCCCUUCGUUCCAUCCACUACACCAGUGCCACCAAAGUGGUAUUGGCCUGCAAGGAACGCUUCUGGGAACGGGAUGGCAUCAAAGGUGGGGCAUCCAUCACAGACCUGCCCACGAGAUUUAUCUACUAUCCCAGCCAUAAUUUCACUGGCAACCUAGGUGUCCUUUUGGCUUCCUAUACUGCGGAUGAUGACUCUGCCUUUUUCCUGGGCAUGAAACAUGAGAACGUGGUGGAUGUGGUGCUGGGUGACUUGGCAACUAUCCACCAGAGGCCCAAAGAAGAGCUGCAGAAACUAUGUCAGACAUCUGUGGUGAAACGCUGGUCCCUAGAUCCAUUCACCCUAGGUGCAUAUGCAGAGUUCACCCCUUACCAGUUUGUUGACUAUUCAGAAAAACUCUUCCAGCCUGAGGGCAACAUUUACUUUGCUGGUGAGCACACUUGCCUGCCCCAUGCCUGGAUAGACACAGCAAUCAAAUCUGGGCUCCGGGCAGCUCGAAGCAUACAGGCAGCCACUGAUGCUGCUGCUGCUGCUGACUAUGAUACUGACUAUGAUGAUCAUGCUGACUAUGAUGCUCACUAUGACGCAGAUGUGGCUUUGGAUGAGGAAUCAUCUUUCUUUCAAGCAUUCAAAGGAAAGUUCCAAAACUCCUGUUCUUCACAGAGCAGCCUUUGA
Messenger RNA from Trichosurus vulpecula (common brushtail), 1677 nucleotides. RefSeq names its product L-amino-acid oxidase-like. The record is from RefSeq and is a predicted model, not a curated record. Gene Ontology annotation, biological process: amino acid catabolic process. The transcript is spliced from 7 exons. NCBI's taxonomy places the organism in Eukaryota, Metazoa, Chordata, Mammalia, Diprotodontia, Phalangeridae. The coding region runs from base 1 to 1677 and encodes 558 amino acids. Gene Ontology annotation, molecular function: L-amino-acid oxidase activity; polyamine oxidase activity.